Blepharisma stoltei is the source of this 3157-nucleotide messenger RNA. The record is from the annotation of a GenBank genome assembly. Lineage: Eukaryota; Ciliophora; Heterotrichea; Heterotrichida; Blepharismidae.
AUGGAAAAUUUACGUAGUUCUUGGUGAGAAGAGGAAGUAAAUGAAAAAUAUCAAGUUAUCAAAAAUUUCGCAUACACAGUAUUGAAAAUCAUUUUAUUCGUUAUUGCAUUCAACUUAUGGUGUGAAAAAAAUCACGAUAUGCUAUUCACGUUUCUUCCAUUCGACUUAUUACAUAUAUUAGAAUGUAUUGCACUUUGGUAUGGAGAUAAUAAAAAUAAAGCCAUAAAGUCUUGAAUUAUAAUACUAUCCUCAGAGCUGAACUCCACUAUGUGGUUCCUAAUGGGAGCUUUUAUUUCAAAGGAGACAAAAAUUAUUUUAUGCGUUCUCUCUUUUGCCUCAAUAAACUUUUUUGAGUGACCAAUCAUUGAAUCUUUCUGAAUAAGGAAUUUUAUCCUACUAAAACACUUUUUCUAUUUCUAUUACAUCGAGUAUUUUACUGUAGGCCUGGAUUGCUCAGCAAUUGAAGGAGGAUUUUCACAAAUGAUUUCAAUUUUUAUUUUUUUAUUGUGCGAACUGAACUGGCGACAAACAAGAGAAAAGUCAUUUGGAAAGUUUUCGUAUAGAAAAACAAUAGAAAAAGCUGAAAAACGAUUGAGUUUAAUUUUUGAGCUAUUUCCUGAUGGCAUAUUGAUAAUUUCUAGUGACUAUAAAAUUUUAUUUUCAAAUGAAAAUUUAAUAAAGCUCUUACUAUCCUUUAUUGAGCAAAAACCAAGCUAAAAUUAUCCUUUUGUUUUAGAUAAAAAUUUGUUAAAUAUAGUUUGCUUUGUAUAAAAUAUUCUAAUAUAUAUUAAAUAUUUGUAAAAGCAUUAAGAUCUCUAGCUAAUUGCAUUAAUUUAGAGAUUUUGCAUUCAAAGACAUAAAUUUAUAAGUGAAAUUGAAUUUUUAUUUCAAAUAGUAAAAUUUUGAUUUUUUACAUAAAUUUUUGAUUUAAAAAUAUUUUUUCCUCGUUAACUAACCCCCCCUCCGUGAGUGAACAAAAAAAUUUUGUUACUCACGGAGGGGGGUUAAUUUUUUUUUUUUAAAAAAAUUUAUAUAUAAUUUUUAUAAAAAAUAUUUUUUUUCAAAAUUUAAAAAAAUCCCUAAUUCACAAAAAUUGGAAAGCAAAUAUUAUAAAAUUUAUGUUUUUAAAAAGCAAUUCGUUUAAAAAUUAAACAGAAUUAGCUCUAGAUUUCGUUAUAAUAAUUAUCAUUUAUAUAUUAAAUUUUUUUUCCAUAAAAAAUUUGUUCUAUUAAAAAAAUUUUUUGUUCACUCACGGAAGGUGGGUUUUUGGGGCAAAAAAUAGGGAUUUUUUCUAAUGGUUUUGUUCACUCACGGAGGGGGGGGAGUAAGGGGAUUAGGAUGCAGCGCACAGCAGAUACUUCCUUUACUAAAUUCAAUUCAGUAUAUAGAGGGAAAGAAAUAUCUGCAGUGAAAUAUAUCAAAUAAACUUAUAGAUGAUGCUAAUUUAAUUCAAAAUUUGCAGCUUAAUGAUGAAACUCUGCUUGGAGUGUGCAGAAUUGGCGAAUUUAAUUUGGAGUGAAAAGGACAAAAAAUAUUGUGAGAUGAUGAAGAAGCCACAUUAUUGACAGUUAGAAAUGUCAAUAAUUUAAUUCAGUUGGAGCGAACAUUAUCAGACAGUAAAUUAAAAAAUGUUAUAUUAAGAUCGGUUUCACACGAACUUAGAACGCCAAUAAACGCUAUUUCUAAUUUUGUCGAAUCAUUAAAAGAAGAGCCUGAAAUUGCUUGUCAUGAUGAAUGGAAUAGUAAAUUAGACAUUACCUUAAUUUCGUCUAAACUACUUUUGUCACUAGUAAAUGAUUUGCUGGAUUAUUCAAGAAUUUUGGCUGGAGUUUUUUCAAUAAAAAAGUCAAAAUUUUUAUUAAGAAAUGCAAUUAAUAAUACAAUACAAUUAAUAAAAAUUCAAGCCGAAAGAAAAGGACUAAAAAUUAUUUCAAGAAUAGAUCCUCAGCUACCUGUGUAUAUAUUUUCAGAUCCUUUAAGAUUUAAUCAAGUUCUUUUGAAUCUACUAACUUCCACUCCCUCCGUUAGCGAACAAAUCAUUAGAAAAAUCCUUAUUUUUGCCCAAAAAAAUCCACCCUCCAUAAGCGAACAAAAUUUUUUUAGGAAAAAAAUUUUUAUAUAUAAGUGAUAAUUAUUAUAAUAAAAUCUCUACCGAAUUCUAUUUAAUUUUAAACAGCCUGCAUUCUAAAAUAUCAAUAAAACAAAUUAAAUUAAUUUUUGCUACUCAAUUUUUAUGAAUUUUUUUUAAAUUUUGAAGAAAAAAAAUUUUUAAAAUUGUUUUAAAAAAAAAAUUAACCCCAUCCGUGAGCGAGCAAAAUAUUUUAGCUCGCUCACAGGGGGAGUAAGUAACGCAUUGAAGUUUACAAUUUCAGGCUUUAUUGAGGUUACUUGUUUAUCAUGCGCUGAUGGAACUAUGAAAACAAUAGUGCAAGAUACAGGAAUAGGCAUCAAAGAAUCAAAGAUUAAAGACUUAUUCCAAGAAUUCCAUACACAAUAUCAGGAAACCUUAAAUCCAACUGGAUGCGGACUAGGUUUAUUCAUUUCAAAUAUAAUUGCCAAAGAACUAGGCUCAAAUUCAAUUGAAGUUCAAUCAAAAGAAAGCCAUGGAUCAUCUUUUAGUUUCAUCAUUGAUAUCAAAGAGAGUAUCCAUAAUGGGGCAAUAAACAAUUCAGAGACCUUAACAUAUGAUGAUUCUUUGUCAGAAAAUCUUUCAGAAAAUAUUUUUCCAAUAAUAAUAAAAGAUUUUAAUGCUGUAAUGAAACAAGAGUAUCCAAAAAUUUUAAUUGUCGAUGAUAAUGAAUUUAAUAGGAUUUCGCUUGGAUCAAUUCUUUUUAGCAACAAUAUAUUGUAUAGUGAAGCUUGUACAGGAAAGCAGGCUGUAAAUAAUAUUGAAGAAAUGAGCAGGAAGAAAAAGCCGUUUAAAUUAGUUAUUAUGGACGGAAGCAUGCCUGAACUCAAUGGCUGAGAUGCAACAAAACAAAUUUUUAAUUUACAUGCUGAAGGUAAGCUUGAUGACUUACCUACGAUAAUUGGGUACACAGCAUUUACUUCUGAUCAAGAUAUAAAAAUGUGUAUAGAUGCAGGGAUGGCAGACUGCAUUAUCAAGCCUUGCAGUUCUCAAAUAUUGAUGAGUAAAAUAUUUGAAUACUUGAAAUAG